This is a messenger RNA of Diabrotica virgifera virgifera (western corn rootworm), 1202 nucleotides long. RefSeq lists its product as uncharacterized. The coding region runs from base 142 to 1131 and encodes 329 amino acids. The transcript is spliced from 5 exons. Lineage: Eukaryota; Metazoa; Arthropoda; Insecta; Coleoptera; Chrysomelidae. The record is from RefSeq and is a predicted model, not a curated record.
CAAUCGUCAAGUAAGUUUGUUUUUGUUUUAUCGCAAUAUCGGACAUGUGUACAAACAGUUUACUUAUGUGUCCAAGUUUAUAAUUAUUUACUGUUGGUGACAGGUUUAAUAUUUCUGUAAUCGCGUUUAAUUACCUUAGUGAUGUUAUUCAAUAUUAUAUGCUUGUAUAUUCCUAUAUUUAUUCAACUAUGUGACUUCUCACAAACUUUCGUAAUGGACAAAAAUUCUAAUAAAUCGUACGAUCUCGAUUGGCAAUGCGACACUAUUUGCUCAGGAUCAGGUGGCAGGGCUCGCUUCGAUCCGAAAAACAAAAUAUGUAAAUGCACCAUGGACAAAAACACAGACGAAACCGACAUUUUACGUAUGCAGCAGAAUGCCGAAAGAAUUGGUCUUCAAAUAAUAACAUGUGACAAUUACCACAAAGAAAUGGGGAAACGUGAAGUCAACAAAGAAGUGGUACCUAAAGCAGAUCAAGUUGGUUCUGUACAUUCAAUUCUUCCUAGUUUUAACAGUUUAAAUGAAAAACCUAAUGGAAAGGAAAAACAAUGGCCCUCAAAUGCAUUUGAUUUUAAUCAAAAUAAACCAACUACUGAAGCUCCUGACGAAAUUCCUCCCAAAACCCCAAAUAUUAAUGACGCUAAAAUAACUGACGACCCUGGAAAAGACAAAAUGAAUAUAACUGCAAGGUUAAUUGAACUCUCUAGGAUGAGUUUAAAGCGAUAUUCUAAACUAUAUGAGCAAGCAAAACUAAAACCACACGAACCGAGGCAGAAAGCAGAAUGGCAAGCAAAAUCCCUUCCUAGAAUGGGAUUCUUAGAAAAGGAGAAGGAAGAAAGCAAAAUUCAAAAAGCAAUGGACUUAGUCAAAGAAAAACAAAAAGAAUUACUUACCAAAUUCAAAGAACGAAAUUCAAAAUUACUGAGUCGUAACCACUUAGAUAAUCAAGGAGAGCAGAAAGGUAAUGUAGGAAAACCUUUUGCAGCCUUCGACAAAUCGUCAUUUGCCCCUUAUUGGGAUAAUAUCCAUAAAGCAAGAAGCUCCAGCAGAUUUGGUAAAACGGAAGAAGUUCAAAAGGGGUCUAAUAAAGGCAUCAUUGUUCAACCUCCCGGUACUUACGAUGAAGAUGAAUAAGUUUUUUAAAACCAUAUUAUUUAUUAUAACAAAAAUACAUUUAAGAACAUAAUAUAUUAAACAUAAGCUAU